Messenger RNA from Dama dama (fallow deer), 820 nucleotides. It is a transcript of the gene DNAJC5G, whose product is annotated as DnaJ heat shock protein family (Hsp40) member C5 gamma. The transcript has 5 exons. NCBI's taxonomy places the organism in Eukaryota, Metazoa, Chordata, Mammalia, Artiodactyla, Cervidae. The record is from RefSeq and is a predicted model, not a curated record. The coding region runs from base 1 to 579 and encodes 192 amino acids.
AUGGCUCAUGUGGACGAGGCCGCCCGCCGGUUGUCCAAGUCUGGGUCAACCCUCUAUGCAGUGCUGGAGCUUAAGAAGGGCGCCUCACCUGAAGACGUCAAGAAGGCCUACAGGUUCAGACAUCAGCCCCUUAUUGCCCACCCUUCUUUUGGGUAUUGCCUGGCUAGGAGACUGGCCUUAAAGUAUCAUCCAGACAAGAAUCCAGGGGACGCUCAAGCAGCAGAAAUCUUCAAGGAGAUCAACACAGCCCACUCCGUACUGAGUGACCCUAAGAAGCGGAAAAUUUAUGACCGGCAUGGCUCAUUGGGGAUAUAUAUAUACGAUCACUUUGGCGAAGAAGGAGUCACAUACUAUUUUACGAUGAAUAGUUGUUGGUUCAAGACGCUUAUCCUCCUGUGUGCUCUGCUCACCUGUUGCUGUUGCUGCUGCUGCUGCUGCUUUUGCUGUGGAACACUGAAGCCACCACCUGAGGAAGCGACUAACAAAAAAUAUGCGUCAAAUGUCCAGCAUCAGCCUCCAAGGUCAGGACGCAGAGAACAUUUUAGAAGAGAGGAAGAUGGUUCUAGUGAUGAUAAUUAGUAAAAGAUGAAGAAGAGUGAGGUAUGAAAACUGAAACGCAGCAAUAAUUAAAGGAUGCUGACCCAAUGAGGGUGCCUUCUGCUGCCCAGUCCACUGGACUCGGUGAAGAGAGGAGCAAGUAGCCCUGUCCUAACAUUGACCCUGAUUUGCCCCUUCUACGUGUAAGACUUUCGUCUUCAGAAGCAUUGAUGGCCUCCAUCUCAGUGAGGACGCCAUCUUUGUCCUUGAUGCUGUCACUGAC